AUGCAGGAAGAUGUGACUGUUCAUGGAUGGAAAUGUAGAUGUGAUACAGAUUAUCUCAGUCCAAUAAGCUUGGUCUCUACGGAUGAGGAUCUUCGCAGGUCGGCUUAUCUUUUCGGUCAGCUGCCACGGUUUAAAGAUGGAGACUUUGUUCUGUACCAGAGUAACAGCAUCCUGAGAUACCUCGGCCGUAAAUAUGGUAUCGUGGGGUGCAGUAAUGAGGAGAGCGCGCUCAUUGACAUGGUGAACGAUGGAGUGGAGGACCUAAGGGUUAAAUUCAUCCGAAUGUAUUUCUAUGAGUUUGAGACGGGUAAAGAGAAGUACGAGAAGGAUCUUCCCAAUCACUUGUCUCCAUUUGAGAAGAUUCUUUCCCAGAACGAUAAUGGAACCAAAUAUGUGGUGGGAGAGAAGAUCUCCUAUGCGGACUACAACCUCCUGGACCUUCUGCACUGGCACCUCCAUGUUUUCCCAGCAUGCCUUUCCUCAUUCCCCCUCCUGACCGCAUACAUUGAUCGUAUUAGCUCCCGCCCUAAACUUAGCGAAUACUUGAAAUCUGACGCUCGCAACAACCGACCCAUGUUCUCUAAAUAAUAAACAAGAGGGACGGCAAAUGUUCACAGGAGAAAGAACCUCAAGAUCCGUCGGAAUCCGGACUCAACACUCAAAUGUUUUUUUGUUUUUUUAAAAUAAAUUUAUUUUAA
Molecule: messenger RNA, 698 nt
Organism: Hyla sarda
Lineage: Eukaryota; Metazoa; Chordata; Amphibia; Anura; Hylidae
Product: glutathione S-transferase P 1-like
Exons: 5
Coding region: 1-588 (195 amino acids)
Biological process (GO): glutathione metabolic process
Cellular component (GO): cytosol
Molecular function (GO): glutathione transferase activity
Source: RefSeq, a predicted model, not a curated record